Aureobasidium uvarum is the source of this 1818-nucleotide messenger RNA. The record is from the annotation of a GenBank genome assembly. NCBI's taxonomy places the organism in Eukaryota, Fungi, Ascomycota, Dothideomycetes, Dothideales, Saccotheciaceae.
CUAUCGACACACUACAUGAAGGUCAAUCUGCUCGCCGCGUGGGCUCCUUUAGCCAGCUAUGUCCUGGCCAAACAGCCAAACAUCCUCUUCAUUAUCACUGACGAUCAGGAUGGACACAUGGGCUCUGUUGAGCACAUGCCUCUUCUCAAGAAACAUCUAAUCGACAAAGGAACUUCCUAUGAGAACCACUUCUGUACCAUCGCCAUCUGUUGUCCUUCAAGAGUAAAUCUCUGGACUGGAAGAGCAGCUCACAAUACGAAUGUCACUGAUGUUGGACCGCCAUAUGGAGGCUACCCCAAGAUAGUCAAGGAGGGCAUUAACGACGACUAUCUCCCUGUGUGGAUGCAGGCUGCGGGCUACAAUACUUACUACACUGGAAAACUCUGGAACGCCCAUACCAUCAACAACUACAAUCAGCCUUUUGUCAAGGGCUACAAUGGCUCUGAUUUCUUACUCGAUCCUUUCACUUACGAUUACUGGCAUGCCAGAAUGACCAGAAAUGGUGGCACGCCAAAGGACUACUCGGGUCAAUACUCGCCUGAUAUUGUGGCUGACAAGGCGUAUGGCUUUCUCGAAGAGGCCAUCGAAGGCGAUGCGCCUUGGUUUGUUACCGUCGCGCCCAUCGCUCCUCACAGCAAUAUCGUUGCGCGCCCACCCAGUGGCCCUCUCAACGAACUCGAAGUCCUCGCCCCUGGACCGGCCAACAAGUUUGCAAUUCCAGAGUAUGCUCCUCGUCAUGCGCAUCUGUUCACGGACUACAAGAUCCCAAGAACAGAAGGCUUCAACCCGGAAGANAAUGAACAGCCGAGUGGAGCAAGCUGGAUAGCACAGUUACCUAGACUCAACGACACAAUGAUCGAGUACAAUGACGAGUUCCAACGUGCCAGACUACGCGCACUACAAUCAGUCGACGAGAUGAUUGAGCGUCUCGUCAACCUGCUAGACUCCAAAGGCGUUCUCGACAACACCUAUAUCUUUUUCACCACCGACAAUGGAUUCCAUGCUAGCCAACAUCGCAUGCAUCCCGGCAAAGAAUGCGGCUACGACACCGAUAUCCACAUCCCGUUAGUCAUUCGCGGACCAGGCAUUCCCGCAGGCGCAACCACAAACAUCGUGACUUCCCACACCGACAUGGCACCCACUCUCCUCUCUCUCGCCAACGCCACUCGCACCGACUUUGACGGCCUCGCGAUCCCUCUGCUCUCCACCAACACAACCACCCGCGGCGAACACGUCAACGUCGAAUUUUGGGGCAUUGGAUUGCCAGAAGGCAAAUUCGGCAUCGCAGAACCACUGGGCGGGUUAUCCUACCCAAACAACACUUACAAAGCUUUACGUCUGGUCAGCGGCAACUACAGUAUCUAUUACUCAGUGUGGUGCACCAACGAACACGAGUUUUACGAUUUACACACCGAUGCAGCUCAAAUGCAUAAUUUCUUCUCUGAUCCACAGUUGACCAAGGACUUUUCUCUUGCGGGACGGCCAUGGCAGCAAGUUGUUUAUCGUCUCGAUGCUUUACUGCUCGUACUCAAAACCUGCAAGGGCCAAACCUGCAUAAACCCUUGGGCUUCUCUUCAUCCCUCUGGCAGCGUGAAAACGCUACUUGAAGCUUUGGAUUCAGGAUUUGAUGCCUUCUACCAAAAGUACCCCAAAGUGGGCUUUUCUUCUUGCGAAUUGGGCUACAUCCCCAGCGCCGAGGGAAAUGUUGAUCACAUCGAGUUUGCGGCAGGUGUGGAGUGGAUGACGGCAGCAGAGCAACCCGUAGCAAAAGGUCAGGAGCCUUUUGUCUACAGAGGUAGCUGGAGCGACUGGGUUUAA